GAUGAAGCCUGGAGUAGGGGCAUGUCAGGACCCCUGUCAGGGUGGUCCGGGGGUGGGUGACAGGGGGGACGACACCCUGGUGUCUCUGCCCCCUAAAGACACCCCCGGCUCCCCCACAGGGUCACCCUCAGAGUUGGGAAGCCCUGGCCCCCGCCAGGUCGCGACCUUUGACCUGCUCAAGAUGGUGGUGUCUUACAAGAGGAUGGCCCUGUUUCUGGAGCCGCUCACUGACACGUUGGAGCUGGCCCGCUACCUGCUGGGGUGGAGGAUGCCUCUGUGCUCACUACUGGUCUGUGUACUGCUCAACAUCCUCUUCCUCACUCUGAGUGAAGUGGGGUGGUUCUCUGUGUGUGUUCUGGGGGUGUCUGCCCCGGCUGCCCUGGGUUACCUGCAGGACAGGUGUGGGGGCGGGGCUUCGGAGGCGGAGCAACAGAAGAGGCGGUGCCACGCGGUGCAUCGUAAGGACCUGCAGAACGUUCAGCUCACCAGACAGGACGCCAUGCUGGAAGUCAAGGACCUGUUAAAGCAGCUAGAUGACCUGUUGUCUCAUGCCUGCCUGUCUGCUGAGUCUGUCUACAAGCUCCUGUACUGGGAGAGCCACUCUGAGUCCUCUAGGUUCUAUGGUGGCCUGUUAGCUGUAUUGAUGCUGCUGUAUUCUGUUCCUGUGUGCUGGGUGCUGGCCUGUCUCACUACUGCCCUCUUCCUGUGGAACCGAGACUUCUGCAGGGUUGUGUUGGACCUAAGGGAGGUGGUCCAGUCUGGCCAGAACCCAUCCUCAGAAGGAGAGAUGGACCACACAGAACCGGACCGCGGCAGCCUGGACCGGACUCCCACUGCUAGCAGCUUGGAGGACCUGUCCCCGGGCAGCGUAGAGGAGGCUGAGGAGGCAGAGCCUGAUGAUGAGUUCAAAGAUGCCAUCGAGUUGACUCAGGAGCCCCCUAUCUCCCUGCAGGAGACUCCCUUGGCUUUAGUGGAGGAUGAUGACACAACGUCAGAUUUGGACACCAUCUCCAUCACCUCAGACAACGGUCUACUGAGCCGCAACGAGCCAAUCCGCAGUAAGGUGUCCAAACUGACGGAGAAGCUACGCAAACGCUACCCCACCAACAACACAGGUAACUGUUCCAGCUGCAGUGCCGUCUUCUCAGUGGUGAAGAGAAGGCGGAGCUGUAGUAACUGUGGCAACAGCUUCUGCUCCAGAUGCUGCUCCUACAAGGUCCUCAAGGCCUGCAUGGGUGUCACAGCUCCAGAUGCCCAGAGAGAGACAGUGUUUGUUUGUGCUGUCUGCAACUCCACCCUCAGCAAGUGAGAAAUGACUACCCCCUCCUACCCACUCAUGGAGACCCAGGGAUGGUACUGCCCCUCCUACCCAGGAUUCGAAGCUCCUUGGCUGGGUAGAGCCCGCGGCAGAUCAGCCUCUACCCCCCCGGGGGUGGUUCAAAACCCCAGGUUGUCUGGUUCUCUGGCUCCAGCCCAGGUGACCAGGGUUAUUAAGAUGAACCAGUCCCAAAUGGCAACCUAUUCCCUAUAAAUUACACUGCUUUUGCCCAGAGCCCAAUGGGAUUCCCUAUAGGCUCUGGUCUACAGUAGUGGGCUAUAUAGGGUGUCAUUUUGGACGCUCCCCCAGACUCCCAUCAGCUUGUGUUGCAUUGAGAUUUAUCAUGUAC
This is a messenger RNA of Salvelinus fontinalis (brook trout), 1667 nucleotides long. RefSeq names its product protrudin-like. The coding region runs from base 2 to 1309 and encodes 435 amino acids. NCBI's taxonomy places the organism in Eukaryota, Metazoa, Chordata, Actinopteri, Salmoniformes, Salmonidae. Gene Ontology annotation, biological process: neurotrophin TRK receptor signaling pathway; vesicle-mediated transport; protein localization to plasma membrane. The transcript is spliced from 13 exons. The record is from RefSeq and is a predicted model, not a curated record. Gene Ontology annotation, cellular component: endoplasmic reticulum tubular network; growth cone membrane. Gene Ontology annotation, molecular function: metal ion binding.